GUAUAUGAAUUGUGAAUAUGACACUGGAAAUGUAUGGCAAGUUCAACAACAACAGACGAACAGUACUGAACAUUUGAGGAUUAUUAUGAAAUUCGUAUAAAAAGUUCAACAACUUCAUAAAUCCCACUCCGAUGUAAAUAAAACUUCGCUAAAGCGUGAAAUAUAUAUCACGCAAUGUAAUUCACGUGUAAACAUACUUUUGCACAGUGCUGCUAAGCUGUGCACGCUGAAAAUCUGCUGCCAAUCUUUUAACUUCUUCCCAAUCUGCCAUGUCAGUUCUCGCGAUGAAUUACGAGAUCUGAUGCAUUGUGGGUUACACUGUUUUGGCAACAGUCAAUAUGGCGGACGAACUUAAAAAUGAGGGUGACUCCGAAUAUGAAGAUUCCUCAGAGGAAGAUGAACUGAAUAAUCUAGGAGAUACGGCGGAAGAAACUCCUAGUCAUAAAGAAACUGAAGGAGAAAAGAAAACAGAUACAGAUACAGAACAAAAUGAUGUCACAAAGAAGGUUGAGUCACUGGAUCUGUCUAAGUUCAAUAAAAAAACAUUCAAAACAACCUUACCUAAUUUACUGACACAAUAUGGCUUUGAAGAGGAGGUUCCCUACCACAUUAAAAAAGAGAGAGAGCGGAGGAUGCGAGAGAAGUCAGAAAGUCGCCAGAGACCAGCAUCAAGGAAGCUAAUGACACCAUUUGGUGGAGAUGAUGAUGAUAUCAGAGAAAAGGAAAAACAAGAGCACUAUCUGAAUGUCCUUGAUGAGACUCACAAGAUCAGAGACAUCUAUUAUAAGAAGUAUAUGAGCAUGUUGAAUAAGAAGAUAGAGAAACAGAGAGAGUCAAUUCAGAAGAAAACUGACAGUUUGGUGAACAAAAUCAAACUGGCUGAAGAGGCAGAUAAACUGAGGAGUCACAAAGUUCAGAAAAGGCACCAGGCCCACAAGUUGAACCACGACUCCACCUAUCUGAAAAGCAUGCAUCAAACAAAGGCUUGGAAGAUUUUACAACUUGAAGAAAAAUUAAAGAACCAAGGUAAACUUCGUACCCAGACUGAUAUUGAUGCAUUCUGGAAGAACAUUCAGAAACCAGAGGUCUACAGGUCAUACUUCGUCAAGAAACCUGCUGUAGCAGUUACAGAUUCUGACUCUGUUGAUAAUGUUGAUGGGUCUGCUCGAGAUACAUGUACGUCCACUCAUAUAGAAGAUAAGAGACGUGUUCUCCAAUCACACUCUGUUGUGACAGACACUGUGGAGGAGGAGAGGCCAAUGUCCAGAGAACAACAGCUCUGGGCUAUAACACAACAAUUCCAGUCUCAGUAUAAGGGAGGAUUGAAUCCUACAUUGAAGGCCAGAGCUGCUGGGUUUGCUCUUGACAAACUCUGUCCUACUGUAGAAAUGCCAGAUCUAGCAUGCAACAGGCUUCAGCUGGGUGAGAAACCUCCAGAUCCUGAUGAGAUGAUAGCCAAGAUGGAGGCAAGGCAGAGGGAUAGAGAGAGGAAAUACUUUGUAAAACGACUAAGAAAGAUGCAUCAACAUGCCAUGAGUAACACUGCCUCAUCAUUAAGAAUUCUUGACAAACAUGCAGCUCAGGCAGAACUGUCAGCUGCUAUGGACAUGGACAAUACAAGUCUAAGAGAACUGACCAGGGAAGGAACAUUUGAACCCUUCAUAGUCAACCAGAGUGGGCUAAAAGAGGAACCCUUAUCACCAUCAUGGCAUAAAUACCUAGCUGCAGAACAUACAAUGCUGAGUUCACAAGGUCGUGCUGAAUCUCUGGGAUCUCUGAAGGAAUCAACGCACAGUGGGAGCUCUGCAUAUAGCAAGAGAACUGAUGCAUCACAUGAGCUUCAAUUACAAAAGGAAGCUGAAGCAUUGAUUGAGAAGAGGUCUCCUUCUCCCAUACAAGCUAUACCCCUAACCAUGCCUGAGGUGAAGGCCAAUGCAAAACUUAUGGAGCCUAAAUGUAUCAGCACUAAUUGGACCAACUAUUUAGGGGCUGGAAAGAGUUUGUUUGCUAAGACUUGAAUCAUGAAGCUGCAAAAUAUGGACCAUUUCCCAUUUAUUGAUCAAAUUGUGUAUUUGACUUUUAUGGAGCACCCGAGUAGCUAAAACUGAUCCUUUGGGACUGACAUGUUGUAGAUUUGGACCCACAUCCUAAAUAAAGGAAUGAAGUGGCUUCCAUAUCAGCCCUCAUAAUAGAAAAUUUUCUAAAACGAUUAUGUGCAACUUAGAUCCAAUGUAUUUAAAGGGGAUUGUUAAUUACCCAUUUUAAUACAGAUAAUGAAUAUAUUUUGUACAAAUAUAAUUUAUUGCAUUUUACAUGAUAACAAAGGUGUGAAUAGGAAUUCAACUUUAUAAUAAAUAUGAAAUAAAUAGAGAAUAACAGUGAUUUUCGCAUUCAGUUAAUAGUGAUUCAAUCGAGUUCUACUUUUAUAGUUAUAUUUUAUCACCAAAAGUUAAAAUGUCUUAUGUUUCAAGUUCAUGCUGAAAAGAUGAACCAUA
Owenia fusiformis is the source of this 2495-nucleotide messenger RNA. NCBI's taxonomy places the organism in Eukaryota, Metazoa, Annelida, Polychaeta, Sabellida, Oweniidae. The record is from the annotation of a GenBank genome assembly.